AUGAUAAAAUUUUUUCUUAUGGUAAACAAACAGGGUCAGACAAGGCUCUCUAGGUAUUAUGAACAUGUAGAAAUUAAUAAACGGACAAUGCUGGAAGCUGAAGUAAUCAAAAACUGUCUCUCACGUUCAAAGGAUCAGUGCUCCUUCAUCGAGUAUAAGGACUUCAAGCUGGUAUACCGACAGUAUGCAGCCCUGUUCAUAGUCGUUGGAAUCAACGAGGCAGAGAAUGAGAUGGCAGUAUAUGAACUAAUUCAUAACUUUGUGGAAGUUUUGGACAAAUACUUCAGCAGAGUG
This is a messenger RNA of Eurypyga helias (sunbittern), 294 nucleotides long. It is a transcript of the gene AP4S1, whose product is annotated as adaptor-related protein complex 4, sigma 1 subunit. The annotation marks the transcript as partial. The transcript is spliced from 3 exons. NCBI's taxonomy places the organism in Eukaryota, Metazoa, Chordata, Aves, Eurypygiformes, Eurypygidae. Gene Ontology annotation, cellular component: intracellular membrane-bounded organelle. Gene Ontology annotation, biological process: protein transport; vesicle-mediated transport. The record is from RefSeq and is a predicted model, not a curated record.